Messenger RNA from Calidris pugnax (ruff), 2915 nucleotides. It is a transcript of the gene NCKAP5L, whose product is annotated as NCK-associated protein 5-like. Gene Ontology annotation, biological process: microtubule depolymerization; microtubule bundle formation. Gene Ontology annotation, cellular component: microtubule plus-end. The coding region runs from base 126 to 2915 and encodes 929 amino acids. NCBI's taxonomy places the organism in Eukaryota, Metazoa, Chordata, Aves, Charadriiformes, Scolopacidae. The transcript has 11 exons. The record is from RefSeq and is a predicted model, not a curated record.
GGGGGGUUGGGGGUCGGCCCCGGGGCUCCACCGAGGCUCCGUUCCCCCUCCUCAGCCCCUUUUUUCCCGGCAGGUGACACUGCGGAGGGACGGACGGGGCCGGGGACACCCCAAGAGAGGCAGCGAUGUCGGAGAGCGUGGCCAAGGCGGCAGGAGAUGGGAGCCCCGCAGUGCUCGGCGAGAUGGGCACCAGCCACGAGCUCCUGCAGCGGCUGCGGGAGCUGGAGGCGGAGAACUCGGCCCUGGCCCAGGCCAAUGAGAACCAGCGGGAGACGUACGAGCGCUGCCUGGAUGAGGUCGCCAACCACGUGGUGCAGGCGCUGCUCAACCAGAAGGACCUGCGCGAGGAGUGCAUCAAGCUGAAGAAACGGGUCUUUGACCUGGAACCUUGUGCUAUUGCCUUUUCCAAGCCUGUGGUGUCCCCAAACCCGUGUGACAGUGCCUGCUCCCCGCAGGUGCCCCCAUCAGUGCCGUCGGGCAGCCCUGGGCUCAGCCCCGGUGGCCCCCCCCUGGAUGCUCUCUCCCCCUUCUUCAAGAAAAAAGCCCAGAUCCUGGAGGUGCUGCGCAAGCUGGAGGAGACGGACCCGCUGCUGGGACCCCUCCCGGCCUCCCCGGGCUCCCCGGAGCCCUGCACCGCCCCGGGCUGGCCCCCCUGCCCGCUGCGGGGGUCAGGGGCUGCCGGGGGGUGCCGGGGGGCCGAGGGCAGCCCCUGCUCCUCGCCAGAGGAGGCCGCGGCGCCGCGGGGGGCCCUGCUCAGCGCCUUGGCCGAGCGGCUGCUGCGAGGUGAGGGGGGGUGCUGCCGGCGCAACGGCGAAGCCCCCGGCGGGCCCCCCCGGCAGCGGCACGGCGAGCACCCUGCUUUCCUGGGGCUCUACCCCCUGGGCGAGGAGAGCCUCGAGGGGGGAUUCGCUCCGGUCUCACCCGGGGGGGGCACCAACCCCCUGCCCUCGCCCCCCAAGGUGCUCAAGCUGCCCCCCCCCCCAGGGGGGCUGCACCUCAGCCCCCAGCUCACCCGUGCCUCCAAGAUCCCCUGCCGCGGCGGCAACCCUGAGGCCUCGCCGGCGCUCAGCCGCCACUCCUCUCCUGACGCCCCCCCAGAGCCUGGCUCCCCUGAGCCCCCCGCCUUCCCCACACCGUGCACCUUCGAGGCGGCCGAGCAGCCCCCUGGGCCACUGGGACCCCCCAGCAGUGGCGAGCGGGUGGCCACCUCCCCCCCCAGCACCCGCCGCGGCGCAGGCGGCUCAGCCCCCUCCCGCCGCCCCGGCAAGAAGCCCCCUGAGCCGGGCUACCUGCCCUUCAAGGAGCGCCUGGCUGCCCUGGGCAAGCUGCGGGGGGCUGAGAGCCGUGAGCCCCCCGGCCCAGGGCGGCCCGAGCGAGGUCACGGGGCUGAGCCGCGGCCCCCUCCCCGGGGGUGUUUGGGGGGCAGCCUGAAGCACCCUGAGCCGGCACAUGGCGGGGAGCCCCUGGCCCGGUGCUACUCCUCCGGCUCCAUGGGAGAGCCCGGCAAGGCGGGGGGCAAGGGACGCCCCGCCAGUGGCAGGACCCCCCCACGGGCUCCCUUGGGCCCCCCCGCCAAGGCCGCCCGCAGCCCCCACGGCAGCCCCACCAAGCUGCCCACCAAGGCUGGUGCUGGCAAAGCUGGGACACCGCGGGGCGAGGAGUUGGCUGGCGCCAAGGCAGCAGGGGUCCCCCGCAAAGCCCCACCGGCCACCGAGCCCCCUGGCACGGGGCCGCCGCCGGGGGCUGCCGGGCACUCGGCCAUCGAGGAGAAGGUGAUGAAGGGCAUCGAGGAGAACGUGCUGCGGCUGCAGGGGCAAGAGCGGGCGCCGGCCGGUGAAGCCAAGGGGAAGGCGGCUGGCGGCUUGGCCAGCUGGUUCGGGCUGCGCCGCAGCAAGUUGCCGGCUCUGAGCCGUCGCGGUGACGGAGGCCGUGGCCGGGAGUGGGCCGGGACGCCGGCUCCCCUGCGGCGGGAGGUCAAGUUGGCUGCCCGCAAGCUGGAAGCCGAGAGCCUCAACAUCUCGAAGCUGAUGGAGAAGGCGGAGGACCUGCGGAAGGCGCUGCGGGAGGAACACGCCUUCCUGCAGGGACUGGCGCUGGAGAAGGGGCGUCCCCGCGGGACCCCCCGCGGCCCCGGCCACCUCCCGGUGAUGUAUCAGGAGGUGACGGCUGAGACCUUCAUGCAGCAGCUGCUCGACAGGGUGGACGGGAAGGACGUGCCCUACGAGAGCCGCCUGGAGCACAAACGGGAGCUGUGUGACCUCCGGCGGCCCUCCCCUGACGCCAAAGACCCCCGGCUCUGCUGCCCACCCCGCAACGGCAUCGUGGGACACCUGCGGGAGCCCCCCGACAAGGUGCCCGACGUUGGGCUCCGGGACGAGCUGCCGUUGGACGAGAGCUUGUCUGAGACCGGGACGUCGCAGCACUUUGCCACCUGCGGGUCACUGACGCGGACGCUGGACAGCGGGAUCGGGACCUUCCCGCCCCCCGACUACGGAGGGGUGCCAGCCAAGAGCACCCCCAAACCCCGGGGCCGCCCUGAGCUGCUGCCCGGCGCCAUGCUGGCACGGCCACCCGCCAUCACCAAAGUGCCGCGCAAGGCCCGGACGCUGGAACGAGAGGUGCCCAGCGCCGAGGAGCUGCUGGUGGCCACCAAACACCGCAGCGCCCCGGCAUGUCGCCCGUUGGCCCCCCCCGGCCCCCGUGCCAGUCCCCAAGUUUUCCCUGCAGACGCGGGGGAUGAUGCCGGGAAACCACGGCGCGUCCAACAGAGCAAGAAUUGGACCUUCCCCAAUGCCAAAGCCUGCGGUGCCACCGACCCCUUCCUCUGCCCCCCCGCGGGGCUGGAGGGGCUGCAUCGUCCAGCACUGGUAAGGUGGGGGACGAGGGACGGGGGGGGGGGGGGGUGGGGAACAUAA